Molecule: messenger RNA, 13067 nt
Organism: Coregonus sp. 'balchen'
Lineage: Eukaryota; Metazoa; Chordata; Actinopteri; Salmoniformes; Salmonidae
Source: the annotation of a GenBank genome assembly
GCAAACCAUGGAACAAACGGGAUUUGUUUGGACUCUUCUCUGACAUUAAACCUAUAAAACUCGUACUAAUUUGCUCUUCACUCCAUUGGAUUUUCCACGUUGGAUGUAACAAAUAUACUCAUACAUAAUGCAGAUAAACAGCUGUUCAUAGUUUAUCGCUUUUGAUACAAUGUAACUCUUCGUCCUGAGUGUUCGAAACAGCGGCUUGCUCUAGGAACGGACAACCGACCUCAUACUUCCUGUCCCGAUGUAGGUUUCAACAGCGAAUGGAAACGAUUACGGAGGGGUUGUGGCAUGAAUUAACGAGGGCUGCAAUGAAAAGAAAUACUGCCUAAAAGUGGCCAGUUUAACGACAGACAGUAGGCUAAUACAGUCUGUUGUUGUUUUCUAGCUUGCUCUAAGGAGUCUACGGCCUUCAAGAUGCUUGAGACACCUCCAGGAUAUCCAUUUGAAGAGAUAGAAUAUGAGGAUAUAGAAGUUGAAGAGGUAGGUGUCGUAUGAUAGCUACACAUACCAAACCAUCAGCCUUCAGUGAGUGAACAUUUUAAAACAGGCAGGGGUGAGAGAAAUCACACUAGCUAGCCUAGUUGGAUAGUAGAGAAGUUUAGUUUUGUGUUCAUCCAUGUAACUUCUGAAUGCCCAUUUCAACUAUGGAGCCAAGAUACUUAUUUCAAAACACCAGCUACAGUAUCUAGAAUGAUUUGUAGAUUUAUGCAGAAAAGAACGAGACAGACCACCACUCAGCAACAUGUCAAAUCAUAGCCUAGAGGGGGAGCCUGUCUGUCCAGGACUCACAGAAGGGACAGAAAUGAAAACGCAACAUCUUCAUUGAAAUCAUGCUACAAGACUAGAGUUGCAGUGUUUUUAUAGAUGUGUGACAUUUGUUUCUCCAGGUUGUUGGCAGAGGGACAUUUGGAGUUGUCUUCAAGGCCAAAUGGAAAGGCAAAGAUGUGGCCAUCAAGACCAUAGAGAGUGAAAAUGAGAGGAAAGCUUUUGUAGUAGAGGUACAGGAACAUCCUUUACUUCUGAAAAACACGUUUUUUGUUUAACCCUGGUUUUGGGUGUAGUGUAUGUUGAAAUGAGUUUGUCUUGUUAUCCCAACAAUGUCCAUCAUUUAAAACCCCCACUAACAUUUAUUGACACUUUUGAAAUUAGGUAGCAGCAGUCAAAUGAUAUCCAAUUACAAUGGAAAUGAAACAAUACAUAUAUGUUUAGAUGGCGAGAUCCAUUUCACUUAUCCAUGUCUCUUCUUCAUCCAGCUCCGCCAGCUUUCCAGAGUAAAUCACCCAAAUAUUGUGAAGCUCUAUGGCUCAUGUGAUAAUCCAGUAAGUACAUUCAGAAGAGUUGUUUUCUUAGUAUGAUUUGCCUAGUGUUCAACGAAAUAUUGUAGUGUAGUGUGACUAUCAUUAUUCAUUUAUUAGUUAUUAUUAUUAUUAGUUAUUAUUCAUUUAUUAGGUCUACAGUUUUUCAUCUAUAUUAAUUUGACACCAGAUUUGCAAUCCCAUACACUUAGUGUUUUCUCCAUUUGAUCACAAUGAUUGUAACAUUCACACACAGGUCUGUCUUGUUAUGGAAUACGCUGAAGGUGGCUCUUUAUACAAUGGUAAGAAAUUACUCUUUGACUCUCCUCUGUCGGCAUAUAUAUUUAUUAUUGCCAUUGAAAUGUUAGCUAUUAAAAUCAGACCCAACAAUAAUAUAGAGGGGCUAGAAAUCCAGGGCUUAAAAACAAAGGUGUUAUUGUACGCUGACGACUCAAAUUUCCUCAUAAAUCCACAAUCUGUAUCCCUGCACAGCCUCAUAGAGGAUCUAGAUAAUUUUUCUAACCUCUUGGGAUUACAACCGAACUAUGAUAAGUGUACCAUAUUACAUAUUGGAUUGCUAAAAAAUACUACUUUUACAUUACUGUGUAGUUUACCAAUAAAAUGGUCUGACGGUGAAGUGGACAUACUCAGUAUUCAUAUCCCUAAAGAAAUAAAGGAACUUACUACAACACAUUUUAACAGAAAGUUAGCAAACAUAGAUACGAUCUUGCUACCAUGGAAUGGUAAAUACCUACUUGUGGAAAAAUCACCCUGAUUAACUCUUUAGUCAUAUCCCAGUUUACCUAUUUCCAGUGGUGGAAAAAGUACCCAAUUGACAUACUUGAGUAAAAGUAAAGAUAUACUUAAUAGAAAAUGACUCAAGUAAAAGUGAAAGUCACCCAGUAAAAUACUACUUGAGUAAAGGAUUACAAGUAUUUGGUUUUAAAUAUACUUAAGUAUGAAAAGUAAAUGUAAUUGCUCAAAUAUACUUAAGUAUCAAAAGUAAAAGUAUAAAUCAUUUCAAAUUCCUUAUUAAGCAAACCAGAUGGCACCAUUUUCUUGUUUUUUAUUUAUUUACGGAUAGCCAUGGGCACACUCCAACACUCAGACAUCAUUUACAAAAGAAGCAUGUGUUUAGUGAGUCCGCCGGAUCAGAGGCAGUAGGGAUGACCAGGGAUGUUAUCUUGAUAAGUGUGUGAAUUAGACCAUUUUCCUGUCCUGCUAAGCAUUCGAAAUGUAAUGAGGACUUUUGGGUGUCAGGGAAAAUGUAUGGAGUAAAAAUAACAUUAUUUUCUUUAGGAAUGUAGUGAAGUAAAAUGUGUCCAAAAUAUCAAUAGUAAAGUAAAGUACAGAUACCCCUAAAAAACUACUUAAGUAGUACUUUCAAGUAUUUUUACUUGAGUACUUUACACCACUGUCUAUUUUCUUAUGGCCCUGCCUACGCCAAGCAAUUUGUCUUUGGAAUUAUUUGAGCAAAAAAUAUUUCACUUUAUUUGGAAUGGCAAGCCAGACAAAAAAAACAGGCUUAUUUAUAUAAUGAAUAUGAGUUUGGGGGGCUAAAAUUAUUAACUAUUAAAGCAUUAAAUCUCUCACUAAAAGCAUCAGUCAUACAAAAGUUAUACUUCAACUGGAUGUCCAGUAGAUUAGUAAGAAUGGUUCAUCCCUUGUUCAAAAAUUGCGUUUUUCCCUUUAUCCAGAUUACAACCUCUCACUUUCAGUUAAAUGAAAAUGAACUCUUUGAAAAUAUCACCCUUUCUAAAACAAGCCAUACAAAGCUAUGUUGCAAUUACAGUUUUAUUCUCCAGAAAAGACAGAACAAAUAUUACAACAAAUAAUAUGGUUAAAUUCUAAUAUACUAAUUGAUAAAAUAAAACAUUCGUUAUGGAAAAAAUGUUUUAAAAAUGAAUUAUUUGUUAAUGAUAUUAUGAAUAGGAAAGGUGGAGUUAUGCCCUAUAUUAAAGACCAAAAUUGGCACCCAAUAAAAUCUUAAAUAUAUACAUUUUACUUGAGUACCAAAAUGUUGACCGUUGUGCCUUUUAAAGGUUGCAAAAUAGUUGCCACAAACAGAAUGUUAUGUAUAUGGGGCAUACAACCAUCUCAGCUCUGCAGAUUUUGCUAUGAAGAGACAGAAUCAUUAGGUCACUUAUUUUGGUAUUGCCCCUAUGUAGCUUGUUUCUGGUCACAGCUUCAGGAAUGGCUGAAAAAUCACAAAAUGUAUCUAAAGUUAACCCUACAAAUAGCACUGUUGGGAGAGUUGGAAAACCAUAGUCAAUUAAUCAAUAAUAAUAAUAAUAAUAAUAAUAAUUUUAGUAAAAAUAUGUAUCUUUAACUUACAAUCUGUAGAUACUAUACAAUUAGACAGGUUCAGAAUUUAUGUGAAACAUCACAGCACAGUUGAAAAAUAUAUGGCACAUGGAAAUCAUAAGAGGGCGGUUUACAGAGAUAGGUGGGAUGGACUGAGAGUAGCUGAGGGGUGGGUUUAAAAGCUCAUGUUCUAUAAUAGUAUUGACUGAACCCGAUUUAUAAUGUAUAAGUACUAUCUAUCUAGAUGUAAUGUAUAUCAAAUUUCUUAAUUCUUGCUAUGUAACUUCUGUAAAAGAAAUAAGAAGUGGCAUGUAUGUAAAAUGUGUAUAGAAUAUGCAUGAACAACAAAAUCUCCCGAGUGGCGCAGUGGUCUAAGGCACUGCAUCGCAGUGCUAGCUGUGCCACUAGAGAUCCUGGUUCGAAUCCAGGCUCUGUCGUAGCUGGCCGUGACCGGGAGACCCAUGGGGCGGCGCACAAUUGGCCCAGCGUCGUCCAGGGUAGGGGAGGGAAUGGCCGGCAGGGAUGUAGCUCAGUUGGUAGAGCAUGGCGUUUGCAACGCCAGGGUUGUGGGUUCGAUUCCCACGGGGGGCCAGUAUGAAAUUUUUUAAAAAUAAUAAUAAUGUAUGCACUCACUAACUGUAAGUCGCUCUGGAUAAGAGCGUCUGCUAAAUGACUAAAAUGUAAAUGUAAAAUAAAAAGUUGUAAAACAAUGUUUAUUUAUGUCCUCUGGGGGGGGGGUGAUGGAUGGGCAAAAAAUAAAAUUAUGAAAGAAAUACUCUUUCAGCUACAUUUCAAAUGUAAAUUCUAAGCUAUUUCAAUAAGUAUAUUGUUCGUCUAUUUACCAAUCCAUAGUGAAUUCUUAAUCUUAAUCGGAGUGCAAUUAUCUGUAUAUCAAUCUCCCACUAUAUUUCUGUGUAGUUGAGUGAGUUGUCUUGUACAAGUGAUUCUUACUGAAUGUCAUUGUUCAGCCAUGAUCUGUGAGGGUCUGUGCCAGUUACCAUGUUGAUGUUCUCUCUCUGUCUGUUCUGUGUGCCCUCCUCUCGCUUUCUUUCUUUCUCUCUCUUUCUUUGUCUGUCUGUCUGUCUAUCUGUCUGUCUGUCUUGACUGUGUUGUGUCUGUCCAUUCCCAGUGCUGCAUGGAGCUGAGCCCCUGCCCCAGUACAGUGCAUCCCACGCUAUGAGCUGGUGUCUGCAGUGUGCUCAGGGGGUCUCUUAUCUCCAUGGCAUGAAACCCAAGGCCCUCAUUCACAGAGACCUCAAACCACCCAAGUAUGGCCAUUUUGUUUGUGCUGUUCCUAAACUGUCUGUUUUAGGGUUCCAAAAUGCCUGUAACCUUCCCAAAUUUUCCCCGUUUUCCAGAAGAUUCCUAGAAUUACGAGGGAAUAAGCAGGACAUUUGGGAAUCCUUCAACCAGGAUUUCUGGAAAAUGGGGGAAUUGUGGGAAAGUUACCAGAAUUUGGCAACACUAGUCUGUUUACAGUACUUACAUAUUUAAUGAAGUUGUUGCACUCUCUGAACCUAAACCAUAGCAAUGUGUUUCAGUCUGCUGCUUGUACAGGGUGGCACAGUGUUGAAGAUCUGUGACUUUGGGACAGCCUGUGACAUCCAGACACACAUGACCAACAACAAAGGAAGUGCAGCCUGGAUGGCACCAGAAGUGUUUGAAGGCAAGUAGCCUUUAGCAAGGGGCUUUCCUCCUUUCAUUCAAAAGCAGAAGACCAAAAUGGACUGAGCACCAAUUCUCUCUGUAUCACCAAUAGAACAAUCUAUGUUCUCAGUGUAACCUGUAUUCCUUCACUCACCUGUAUCUUUCUCUGUGACUCUGUUGUCCAGGCAGUAACUACAGUGAAAAGUGUGAUGUGUUCAGCUGGGGUAUCAUCCUGUGGGAGGUGAUCACUCGCAGGAAGCCCUUUGACGAGAUCGGAGGAUCCGCCUUCUGCAUCAUGUGGGCCGUGCACAGAGGUGAGAGGUCACAGAGCCAUAGACGCUUAGUGAAGUUACAUACACACCGAGGAAUAAAACCGAAAGAGAAAAAUAUAUGUGUAGUGAGGUGGAAUAUAGGUUUGAAAGAAAACCUCACCUAUUUGUUAGAUGAAGGAAAGAAGGUGAGUAGAAGAAGCCUCUUUAGACUGAGAUGCAAGUCUCCUGUAUGGGUUCUCAGGUACUCGCCCACCCCUGAUAAAGGACCUCCCGGAGCCCAUUGAGGGCCUGAUGACACACUGUUGGGACAAAGACCCUGCCCAGAGGCCCUCCAUGGAGGAGGUCAGAAACACCAUGGCAAACCUCAUGAAGGUACAGUACUGGAAAACCCCACAGACCCAUGUUCUCAGAACUUCACAUUCACAACACUAAUGAUAACCCAUAGAUGUUAGUAAUACCUGCAAUUUAAUGACUUAUCUCUUAGGGGGGAAUUCAGACCCAAGCUACGCAUGCGUAAAUUGAACUUUAUUCCCUUUUCAUGCACUUUUCUCUCUGAGUAUUCUGACCUUGAACUUAAGUACGAGGAAACGCAGCCAGCUAUUCGUUUGGGGUGGAGAUCAUAGAAAUGUAGAUGUGGCAGAGGUGUGUCUUCAGAUACGACGUAUUCUGACCUUGACUUAAUUCCCCUCAUACUUUCAACACCUUGACGUGCGAGGAAAUCAUGAAUAAGGUCAAAUACCUGUCGGUUCCAAGUGGAAAAACAUUGACUAUUUUCAAUAGAAAUGACACCAUUCUCCAUGCACUGAAAUGAAUAAAUUGAUAAGAGCUUGGUAAAUGAUUUAUCUGUUUCGAGAAGGGGAUUAUAAUUAGGCCUACAAAUGGCAAUUGUUUUAAAUGAUUUUUCCUUAUGAUUGCUGGAGACGAAUGUGAAACCAAUCAUAUGGGAGCAAACUGAAAAUAAUUUCAACAAGACAUAUUUCGGCCCCUUUUCCACAGUGAAGUAGGCUAUAAAUAGCUGUGCCGCUUUUCCACAUUUUUAUUGUAUGUCCUCAUAAUUUGCGGGGAUGAAAUUUGGAGACCCAAUCUAUAGGCUUCUUUAGCGCCUACCCUUCCGAGUAGAUUUAUGUGCUCUAGAAUGUUUUAAUUAUAUGCCCGGGCUUUUCUCUGUGUUUUACAAUUUGUAUCAUAUUAAAUAUUAGCCACUAUCGAUAGCCACCGUCAGUAAUUACCCACAUACAUUUAUAACUGUCACUUUAGUGUUAGUUUCCUUCAAUUUGUAGCCUACAUUUGGCAUCAUUUGGAAAAUGCAGUUGCCCCUAGAGACUGAUCUUGGGUCUGUUUAGUACCCCCCCCCCCCCCCCCCCGUCCAAUGUUUGAAGUUAGGAUUUGAGGAGGACAAGUUGAUCCUAGAUUUGUGCCUAAGGGCAACUUCUGCCCAUAGCUCGACAUCCAGGAAGUAUCAGAAAGGCUUUGUAGAGAAUUAUUGAUGUUGUGAAAGGGGGUGACUUGCAGUAACACCUCAGAUGACUUGAGGUGUUUCCUGUCUUGUGGCAGAUGACUGGCACUGAACCCUCCCCAGGGCUGUUCUAGAGAUGCUAGUAGUAAAAUAAGUGGCUAAGCUUGUUUUCCCUCUCUGACUCUGGCCUCUCUGUGACAGCUAGCUUGGUAUGGAGAUGACAAAUAGAUGACUAAGUUAUACUCAAAGGGCUGUUAUUUCAUACAUAGUUCCGUGUUUUUAAAUGUUUAUGCUCAUUCUUAUAUUUACAUCCACCGAGAACACCUUCCUAAUAUUGCAUUGCACCCCCUUUUGCCCUCAGAACAGCCUCAGUUCAGAAUUAUGUUUUUUUUUAUGUUUACAAAUUCAUUAAAAAUGAAAAGCUGAAAUGUCUUGAGUCAAUAAGUAUUUAACCCCUUUGUUAUGGCAAGCUGAAAUAAGUUCAGGAGUAAAACUUUUCUUAAGUCACAUAAUAAGUUGCAAUGUGUGCAAUAAUAGUGUUUAACGUGAUUUUUGAAUAACUACCUCAUCUCUGUACCCCACACAUACAAUUAUCUGUAAGGUCCCUCAGUCGAGAAGUGAUUUUCACCAGACACUGGAGAUGAAUUCACCCUAAAAAAACAGGCCAAAUCUACACUGGAGUUGCUUAGCAAGAAGACAGUGAAUGUUCCUGAGUGGCCGAGUUACAGUUCUUGACUUAAAUCUGCUUGAAAAUCUAUGACAAGACGGGAAAAUGGUUGUCUAGCAAUGAUCUACAACCAAUUUCACAGAACUUUAAGAAUUUUGAAAAGAAUAAUGGGCAAAUGUUGCACAACACAAUCCAGAUGUGGAAAGUUCUUAGAGCCUUACCCAGAAAGACUCCCAACUGUAAUCGCUGCCAAAGGUGAUUGUAACGUAUUGACUCAGGGGGUUGAAUACUUAUCUAAUCAAGAUACAGUGGGGGAAAAAAGUAUUUAGUCAGCCACCAAUUGUGCAAGUUCUCCCACUUAAAAAGAUGAGAGAGGCCUGUAAUUUUCAUCAUAGGUACACGUCAACUAUGACAGACAAAAUGAGGAAAAAAAAUCCAGAAAAUCACAUUGUACGAUUUUUUAUGAAUUUAUUUGCAAAUUAUGGUGGAAAAUAAGUAUUUGGUCAAUAACAAAAGUUUCUCAAUACUUUGUUAUAUACCCUUUGUUGGCAAUGACACAGGUCAAAACGUUUUCUGUAAGUCUUCACAAGGUUUUCACACACUGUUGCUGGUAUUUUGGCCCAUUCCUCCAUGCAGAUCUCCUCUAGAGCAGUGAUGUUUUGGGGCUGGUCGCUGGGCAACACGGACUUUCAACUCCCUCCAAAGAUUUUCUAUGGGGUUGAGAUCUGGAGACCGGCUAGGCCACUCCAGGACCUUGAAAUGCUUCUUACGAAGCCACUCCUUCGUUGCCCGGGCGGUGUGUUUGGGAUCAUUGUCAUGCUGAAAGACCCAGCCACGUUUCAUCUUCAAUGCCCUUGCUGAUGGAAGGAGGUUUUCACUCAAAAUCUCACGAUACAUGGCCCCAUUCAUUCUUUCCUUUACACGGAUCAGUCGUCCUGGUCCCCCAUGCUUCACAGUAGGUAUGGUGUUCUUUGGAUGCAACUCAGCAUUCUUUGUCCUCCAAACACGACGAGUUGAGUUUUUACCAAAAAGUUCUAUUUUGGUUUCAUCUGACCAUAUGACAUUCUCCCAAUCCUCUUCUGGAUCAUCCAAAUGCACUCUAGCAAACUUCAGACGGGCCUGGACAUGUACUGGCUUAAGCAGGGGGACACGUCUGGCACUGCAGGAUUUGAGUCCCUGGCGGCGUAGUGUGUUACUGAUGGUAGGCUUUGUUACUUUGGUCCCAGCUCUCUGCAGGUCAUUCACUAGGUCCCCCCCGUGUGGUUCUGGGAUUUUUGCUCACCGUUCUUGUGAUCAUUUUGACCCCACGGGGUGAGAUCUUGCGUGGAGCCCCAGAUCGAGGGAGAUUAUCAGUGGUCUUGUAUGUCUUCCAUUUCCUAAUAAUUGCUCCCACAGUUGAUUUCUUCAAACCAAGCUGCUUACCUAUUGCAGAUUCAGUCUUCCCAGCCUGGUGCAGGUCUACAAUUUUGUUUCUGGUGUCCUUUGACAGCUCUUUGGUCUUGGCCAUAGUGGAGUUUGGAGUGUGACUGUUUGAGGUUGUGGACAGGUGUCUUUUAUACUGAUAACAAGUUCAAACAGGUGCCAUUAAUACAUUGAGGCAAGUAAGAAGAAGUUUUAUUUCUGUUGUAUACAAUAUAUUUUCACCAUUUGCAAUAUUCAAAUCUCAAUUGAGAAUUUUGUCUGUCAUGUGCACUUUGGCAUUAGGGAGUAUUUGGUGGUGUAAGACUUUUUUCGUAUUGUUUAUUCUUUAUAUAUAUUUUUUUACAAAUGUUAGAAUUUUUCUUCCACUUUGGCAUUAGAGUAUUUUGUGUAGAUCGUUGACAAAAAAUUACAAAUGUAACAAAACAAAAUGUGGAAAAAGUCAAGGGGUGUGACUGUAUUUAGAUGGCUUUCUUUAAUUGAUCCCUAAUAUUCUGAACCCGUUUUCUCAAUAUAUUAUAUUGAGUCUGUCGAGAAAAUUCUAAUUAAAGGGACACCGUAUUUAAAGGGAUGGCUUUAGAUAAAUGGAAACCUAAUUGAAUGAAAACUCCAUGAGGAAAUCUGUUGGUUAGCAAUUGGGAGGGUUUUUCAGCGAUUUAAUUAAAUGUAUUCAGUGCACAUAAGGGAGUCUCUCCCAAAGAGCUCGUUGCGCACCUGCAUAAGGUAAGUCUGAAUACCAAAUACUGAGAAGUGCUUAAAUCAAAACGCAUAGGAAAGGCUCAUACAUUUCUGUCUGAAUCGGGCCCUUAGUUAUUAAUAAAUGGUGUCUUUAUUCCACAGUUUUAGUGUUUGAUUUUAUAUCUACACUGAACAAAAAUAUGUUUUAUGAGCUGAAAUAAAAGAUGCCCGAAAUUUUCCAUACGCACAAAAAGCUUAUUUCUCUCAAAUUAUGUGCACAAAUUUGUUUACAUCCCUGUUAGUGAGCAGUUCUCCUUUGCCAAGAUAAUCUAUCCACCUGACAGGUGUGGCAUAUCAAGAAGCUGAUUAAACGGCAUGAUAUUUACACAGGUGCACCUUGUGCUGGAGACAAUAAAAGGCCACUCUAAAAUGUGCAAUUUUGUCACACAACACAAUGCCACAGAUGUCUCAAGUUUUGAGGGGGGUGUGCAAUUGGCAUGCUGACUGCAGGAAUGUACACCAGAGCUGUUGCCAGAGAAUUGAAUGUUAAUUUCUCUACCAUAAGCCGCCUCCAACGUUGUUUUGAAGAACUUGGCAGUACAUCCAACUGGCCUCAACCUCAGACCACGUGUAACCACACCAGCCCAGGACCUACACAUCCAGCUUCUUCACCUGCGGGAUCGUUUGAAAACACAACCGAAUAAUUUCUGCACAAACUGUCAGAAACUGUCUCAGGGUAGCUCAUCUGCGUGCUCGUCGUCCUCACCAGGGUCUUCACCUGACUGCAGUUCGGCGUCGUAACCGACUUCAGUGGGCAAAUGCUCACCUUCGAUGGCCACUGGCACGCUGGACAAGUGUGCUCUUCACGGAUGAAUCCCAGUUUCAACUGUACCGGGCAGAUGGCAGACAGCGUGUACGGCGUCGUGUGGGCGAGCGGUUUGCUGAUGUCAACGUUGUGAACAGAGUGCCCCAUGGUGGCGGUGGGGUUAUGGUAUGGGAAGGCAAAAGCUAUGGAUAAUGAACACAAUUCAUCUGCCGCCAUCACCUCAUGUUUCACCAUGAUAAUGCACGGCCCCAUUUCUUAAGGAUCUGUACACAAUUCCUGGAAGCUGAAAAUGUCCCAGUUCUUCCAUGGCCUGCAUAGUCACCAGACAUGUCACCCAUUGAGCAUGUUUGGGAUGCUCUGGAUCGACGUGUACGACAGCUUGUUCCAGUUCCCGACAAUAUCCAGCAACUUCGCACAGCCAUUGAAGAGGAGUUGGGACAACACUCCACACGCCACAAUCCACAGCCUGAUCAACUUUAUGCGAAGGAGAUGUGUCACUCUGCAUUAAGGUAAAUGGUGGUCACACCAGAUAGACUAGUUUUCUGAUCCACGCCCCAAUUUUUUUUUUUAAAGGUAUCUUUGAACAACCAAUGCAUAGCUGUAUUCCCAGUCAUGUGAAACCCAUAGAUUAGGGCCUAAUGAAUUUGUUUCAGUUGUCUGAUUUCCUUAUAUGAACUGUACCUCAGUAAAAUCGUUGAAAUUGUUGCAUGUUGCGUUUAUAUUUUUGUUCAGUAUACAAUUCUUGUAAGCAUUGUGCACUGCACUCUUCCUCCAUGUGUGCAGUACUUCCCAGGGUCUGAUGAGCCUCUCCAGUACCCCCACCAGUGUCCAGGCAACAGCAGGAGUGGCUCCUCCUCAGCCACAAGCACAGGUGAGUUCCAUAGAUUUAGAUACGCUAUGAAAGUGUACGGAUUAUAUAAACAGUUGGAGACAAGUACCACUUUGUUGUAUUAACAUUAUGUAGUAAUUGCUUUGGAAAUGCAUAUUAAUGAAGUUCAGAAGUUCCUGUUAUUACAGAAGUUUCUGGAAAAACUGAUUAAAAAAGCAAUCUUCUCUUCUGUAGGUUCCUGUGCAGACAACACUAUCAACAGCUACAGAACCGAAAGCAACAUGGAACAUGGAACAAACUCUCAAGGGAGAGAUGACACCCUGAAAAGCAUUGAAGCUAGAUUUCCACUUCAGUUCAAACCAUCAAAGGUGAUGCAGUUAUAGUUGUCACUAAAGCUCAAGUAAUAACUCACCCCAUCCAUGUUCAUGCUGUUCAUGUUCCUUUUCAGGGGGGUACAUUACGCCCCAGCCUGCCCCUGUCCAGAGGGCCUAGUGUGGAGAGCCUGCCUGAGCGUGAGCGUACCCAGAGCCCUGCCCCCACUGAGGUCAAAGGGCAAUGUGCUGGCCAAUCAGGGCCAGAGCUGAGAGUGCCUUUCAGUCCCACAGGUAUGGGCCCUAUUUAGUAUUGGUUGUAGCAUUAGAACUAGUUUACCGAAGAUUUUAUAUGCAUGGAACCUACUGUAUUUCUGACACUCACUGCAGUGUUCACCAGGGGGCAGUACCGUAUAACAUACAAUAUAUGCUUACCAAUAUGUUUUCUAUGUCCUCAGAGAUGAAUGGUUUGGACAGCUCCAUCCCCAUGGCUUAUCUGACACUAGAUCACCAGCUUCAGGUACUGUUCUUUCUCCAUUCAUUGUCAAUCGUGACUGAUACUAAAUCCUUAUACUGAUAACCAACCAGCAAUGAUUUACAGACUUACAUCUCAAUAGCCUACCCUGUUUGGAUUUUAAGUGUCCUCCACUUGAAAUAUUAAAUAUGUUUAAUAAGUGAAGUACUGUUCAUUAUCAGAAUUGAUGUGUAAAUUGUAAGUGCAUGAUGGUGAUGUGUGUAUUUCUGGGUUGGGUUUAGCCCCUGGCCCCAUUCUCAAACUCCAAAGAGUCCAUGGCUGUGUUUGAACAGCACUGCAGAAUGGCCCAGGAGUACCUGAAAGUGCAGACUGAAAUCGCCCUGCUCACCCAGAGAAAGUAAGUCACAUAUGAGCCAAGCAUUCCCUAUGCAGAAGAUGUUCGUCCAAUGUGUACAAACUGUACUGCAGAUGGCACUGUAAUCUGGUGUUGUGUCUAAUUAAUUACUGUUGAAGAGGGUUUACUAACUUAUAUCUGUUGUGAUACCAGUUACUCUUAACAUGAAUAAAUUCAUUAGAAUUAAAUCUAAUAACUUUGUUUCCAAAACAGAAUAUUAUAGUAUUUUACUGUAUGUAGUAAUUAGUUGUAGAGUGACAGUGAAUGAAGGAUACCAAAAUGCUAAACAUGUUCUCUCUCCCGUUGUCGUGGUGAUGUGUAGGAAGGAGUUAAUCUCUGAGCUGGACCAGGAUGAAAGGGAGCAGCAAAAUACAUCCCGUCUAGUUCAGGAGCACAACAAAUUGUUGGACGAGAACAAGAGCCUCUCCACCUACUUCCACAUUUGUAAGAACAAGCUGGAGCGGAUCCAGAGUCAGCAGCAACAGAAG